This is a messenger RNA of Gigantopelta aegis, 1355 nucleotides long. RefSeq lists its product as uncharacterized. The record is from RefSeq and is a predicted model, not a curated record. The transcript is spliced from 4 exons. NCBI's taxonomy places the organism in Eukaryota, Metazoa, Mollusca, Gastropoda, Neomphalida, Peltospiridae. Bases 1 to 1143 code for a protein of 380 amino acids.
AUGUCAGACAGCAUGCAUGACCAAGCAUCUCUUCAGAGAAACAUAGCUACAUUUCAAGUUCUCGUUAACUGCAAGACUCAUUUCUCAGGGGAAAAAUUCUUCACACAGGUUGACAAAGAGACCAAACAGCUGGACGCCAUGAGCCGAGCCCCUUCCUGCUGGAUGCGAUACGCCGACCAUCGCAAUGGUGAUAUCGUCAUGCAAGAUGUUUUCGUCCCGAAACACGGUGACACACCCAACACCUAUUACUGCACUCUGCAGUGGAACGCCGGGCACGAGGGGGGUGGGUACUGCGGGAUCCAGUCCCACGCUCACGGCCAAAAGAACUACAUUUUCUCUCUCUGGAAAUCGCGGUCACACCCAGACAUUCCCAUUGGCAUUCCAUACAAGGGCCACGGAACCACGACGACACCGUUUGGUGGCGAAGGGACCGGGAUGAAGUCGAUGAACUACUCGCUCGGAUGGAAAGACAACCACUGGUACACGACCGUCGUCAGAAGAUGGCACCACCAGCAACACACCUACUUCGGUUUUUGGAUCCACGACCAAUCGGCGAACUCGUGGGCACACCUGGUUACCAUGGACUACCCAGCGAGAGCCGAAUUCUACACCCAGACGGGCUCGUUCAUCGAGGACUGGGCCGGGUCCGGACAGCACCAGCGAGAAGUUCACUUCAGACACGGCUUCAAGCGACGCACGGACCAGACGUGGACCGCGUUCACCGCCGCCAACUUCAGUGUGGUCCAAGAAGCCUCCACCAAGGACUACAACGACAACUACAACGCCGGGGUGCAACACGGCUACUACUUCAUGCAGAGCGGCGGCAACACAACGCCAAGUGCCCACCUGGGAACGAGCAAGACGAUCCACAACCACUCGACGCCCAGCCACCCUCCCAACAAACCCAUCCACUUCUCCAUCACCUCCGCCACGUCCUCCGAGGUGACCUGGCACGUGGCCGAGUCGGAGACGCCACAGUUCAGCUACAGCGUGACCGUCGACAAGAAUCCGUACCCGGCAGCGUCGGACGUGGAUCCAGAGAAGCGUAGCGUCAAGUUGAAUGUCGGUGCAGCUUCCGAGGUCGAGGUCACACUGGAAGAUCUUCUGGGACGUCGCGUGACCAAGUCUAUGGCUAUACACUGAAGAUGACUAAAUCGCAGCCAGAUGAUACUGCAAGAGUAGAAUCAUAUCUUAAAACGACAGACCCUAGUUUUUAAACACUAAGACAUAGUGUUCACUAUAAUUAGAGCGGUUUAUAAUCACUGAAAUCAAACAUUACUUAUAUUUUAUUGUUUAGAUAAUCCAUUUCCGUACAACCGAAGUGUUUCUUGUCAUCCUGGUGUUUGUAAUUUCCA